Molecule: messenger RNA, 2941 nt
Organism: Gadus morhua (Atlantic cod)
Lineage: Eukaryota; Metazoa; Chordata; Actinopteri; Gadiformes; Gadidae
Gene: fam161b
Product: FAM161 centrosomal protein B
Exons: 8
Coding region: 188-1780 (530 amino acids)
Biological process (GO): cilium organization
Cellular component (GO): cilium
Source: RefSeq, a predicted model, not a curated record
UUAUACUGAGAGAGAACGCCUUUAUCAGGUCCUACGGUCUUUGCCUUUUUUUCUUUCUAUUCUUACUCCAACUAUUGGUACAAUGCCACCUAUACCAGACACCUUUAUGAAAUAACUGUCUUUCCUUAUCUGGAAACGAUCUGUGAACUGUUGAUUGCGCUGGAGAGUUUCCCAUCUGUUGCACAGUAUGCCCAAUACGAAUAUAACCACCAUCAAGCUGGAAGCCAUGCUGGUGGAGGGCCUUAAGGCAGAUCAGGACUUCCAGCAGCAGCUGCAGGCCCUGAAGGAAGCCCACCUGAAGCAGCUCCAGGAGACACAGAGGAGGCAGAGUGAGGAGCUGGCGAAGAGGAUUCACAGAGACGCCCUGCUCUCUACGGACAAGGAGGACAAGUCUGAGGAAGAACGCAACUUAAACGGGAUCUUCAGGCCGUCAAGUCUAAGGAGAUCCAGUUCCACCUCUGUCCUGGCUUCAGGCAAGGGGACUCCUCCAGAAAACCAGCCGUUAAGAAGACCUACCCUAUCCUCUCCGGCCCGGGUCACCUUCCUGACCGGUACCACCCCUAGCAGGACGCGUCCCACGCAUCAGACCUCCCUGUCCGUCACACAGUCCUCUUACGAGCAUAAAGAGCUGGCGUGGGAGGCGGAGUGCCAGAAGAAGUUCCGCGCCCUCCCGGUGCCCAGACACGUGACUCUGCCGCUCUAUCGCCAGAUGACAGAGCAGCAGGAGACCAGGAGGAAGCAGUGCCUGGACCAGAGGAAGGACUUCCUCCUCUCCUCCCAGAAGCCCUUCUGCUUCCAGGGGAGGGAGAGACAGAGGAGAAAGAAGAUGACGGCAAUGUUGAGUCAAGUCGCGCUGGGUCAAGCGUCAGACUUGCAGAAACUGUCCGCAUCCACCGCCGCUGCUGGGACCGCUGCAUCAGUCAAAGAGGCAAAACAGGCGGGCGUUUCUCCUCCUGGCACAAAUGAGGAGCUAGGCAAAAAGACCAACCUCGGCCCUCAUGGUGGGAACAUUAAGAAUUCCACAGCACCGAACAAGACCAGAAACGCCCCGACCAGCAGCUCCAAACCGCGUUGCUCUGACCAGACCAAAAAGCAAAUGCUGGGUUUUCUGGACGAGAAACCCAGCUUCCAGCCCCGGAUCAGCCAGCAGGUCCCUGACUUCAGCAGCCGACACAAGGCCUUCCAGGCGGCGGUGCUGAGGAAGGCAGAGAUGAGAGACUCCACCAAGUGUCAGCCCUUCCAUCUGCGGACCUCGACGCUCCCUAUGAGGCAGAGCGCGGCAAAGCCGGCUAACUCACAGGAACCCAAAGUAGGAUGUAAUUUAAGGAAAAGCAAGUCAUUUGGCUGCUUAACCUCGCUAUCAACAGAAAUACUCCCCACAUACAUCAGCGACGCCACAAGAAAGCGUGGGAUGGCCAUCAGAAAAACAAUAGAGAUGAACGAGAGCAAGAAAGGGCAGAGUGCCGAUUGGAUGAGAUCUUUCCAGAUGAGAUCCCAAGCAAUGCAGAAGACGGUCACUGUACGCGCAAAGGUCAUUGACCCCCACAGCAGCCUCAAGGACAUGUCCCAGGAGCAGCUCCAGCGACACCGGGAGGCAGACCAGCAGAGAGGGAAGGAAUACUUAAAGGAACUACGGGACAUGAAGGAGCGGGUCUCACAGAGGCCUUACCUGUUUGAGCAGGUGAAACAGAAGCAAGCCAAGGCCCAAGUAGAACGGACAUACAGGAGGAAGCUUCAAGAAGCCGGUUUGAACGAACGUUUUGUUGAAGCAUCCUCUUGAUCAACAUGUCAGAGACAGAGACACUUAAACACUGAAGUGCACCCGAAGAGGAAGAGCAAGACCUCAGCCACGACCCGGACGCCCAGAGCAGGUGCACGGCACCAAGCACACGUCUUUCGUUCCUCAAAAAAACGGUUGAAGCUCGCUUGUUUCAAAGGGUAAACUUGGACAUUUUCCCUUCAAACAGCAUGUUGUACCACGGCGUCCGGGUAGUACACGAAUAGCAGCGGCCCAGAACAGCCAAGGCCUCUGUGUGCCUCGGUCAUGUUAAUGUUGCAUUACGUAACACGGCGGCUCGGCCCCACAGACUACAGUCAAGAACACGCAACGUUCUGAAGCCAAGUCAAAGUUUGAUGUAAUUACACUAUAGACAUUUGGGAAAACCAAACAUGUCUGACUUUAGGGUUGGAAAAUGUAGACGAAGGGAAGAAAACUGAAGACACCGAUGAAAGAAGCGUGAAAUUCAAGGGGGAAGUAAUGGGAUGAUCCGAUGAGGGCUCAGGCCGCCUGGAUGUUUUGUGGCCGUGUCUGCGAGAAAACAACAUGGUUUGCUGAAAUCAUUCAUGCCAAGACGAGCUAACUGCACCAGACAUCCCAUAGUUUGGGAUGUGCUUCUCUAAAUUAUGGACAUUUGGUGUCACCAAAAAGAGGUCAGAAAUGUUGUGGGAGGAUGAACACUCAGGGGUGGAAUUACUGCACAACCAUGUAUGUUAAUAGAGUGGCACUUUAUGAUGAAAUUAUAGUUAUACAUUUUAUAAUUACAAGCAUUUAUCUGUCUAGUUGGAAUGUAGAUGAUAUAUGUUCUGAAGAAAUACAGUAUGUUCAAUCAGAGUAUAUAUAUCAGCGUUUUUGUAUAUUUUUCUUGUUAACUGGUUAACAUACCAAGCAUUGCGGUUUUAAAUAUAAGUUUUAGCUUGGCAACCUUAUCAUACAAGUUUUAAUUCAAUUAAAUGCAUGACUGGAUACCACCAAAAAGUGGUCUUUAUCGUCAUAAGGCCUCAUAGUGUUCUGAUUGACAGUAUAGGAAAUGCAAUGGUACAUUGCUGAUUUAGUUUGCGGUCUUCCCAUACCGCUGAGUCGAAUGACUAAUCAAAUAAAUACCUUGUCAACGGACUGGUCCAAUGAGGACAAACAUCUGAAAUAAAGAUUUUGUUUGAUUUG